UCAAAAUCGAAAUCAUUUCUUUAUUUAUUAAUUAAGCAAACUAACCUCAAAACUCACCGACCUCAUCUCUUGCGGUACAAAUCAGAGUAAAAUAGACAAGUAAUUUAAUUUUAAAAGGAAAAUAAAUGGACCAACAACUACUCCUAGCUACUCCUCAUAUAUAGUUGUCUAGUCAUGAGAAAUAGAUUAUCUUUCUGUAUGAUCAAAACAUGGGAAGUGAAGUAAUAAAUCCUAUCAAACCACGGUUCGAUCUGAGCAUGUCGAGAAGAACCCGAAAACCAUGGUCCUCCAGUCUCGUCAACGAGAUGCAACAUCAAGUCCUGUCCACGCAAAGCUCACAACAAGAGAAAGAAUCAGAGCAAGACGAGGACCGAGAGAUUGAUCGUAAGAGUUUGAACAAUCUAAUGAGAAGCGAGCAAGAAUCAAACGGAGAAGCUAAUGCUACCAACAAGAACUCUCUAGGUCAACAUUUCGGGGAAGACGAAGGGAUCAAGCAGACGAUGCAAGUGGUGGUCAAGAAGCAAGGUGGGGAAAAUGGUGUAAAAUUCAAAGGUAUGAUGGGUCGAUAUGUUAAGGUGUUGAGCGGUUUGAUGAAGGCCAAACGUGACCGUAAGACAUCGGCCUUGCGGUUUAAAACCUGAUUUCGAAUGUAUAUACGUACGUUCAUGUGCCUAAUACGUAUAUUUAGUUUAGAAUUGUUUCGCAUACGUACGUAAUAUUAAUGUGCAUAUAUGUUGUUGGCAUAUGUACAUGCACCUUUUGGUUUCGAAUAUCAUUGCAUGUUUUUCCUCGGUUGCUAAGAGCAUAAUCAACAACAAAUUUCUCAACAAA
Molecule: messenger RNA, 831 nt
Organism: Raphanus sativus (radish)
Lineage: Eukaryota; Viridiplantae; Streptophyta; Magnoliopsida; Brassicales; Brassicaceae
Exons: 1
Coding region: 210-641 (143 amino acids)
Source: RefSeq, a predicted model, not a curated record